Messenger RNA from Oncorhynchus masou masou (cherry salmon), 11186 nucleotides. RefSeq names its product neural-cadherin-like. The coding region runs from base 1 to 8688 and encodes 2895 amino acids. Gene Ontology annotation, biological process: cell-cell adhesion mediated by cadherin; adherens junction organization; multicellular organism development. Gene Ontology annotation, molecular function: calcium ion binding; cadherin binding. Gene Ontology annotation, cellular component: catenin complex; plasma membrane; adherens junction. The record is from RefSeq and is a predicted model, not a curated record. NCBI's taxonomy places the organism in Eukaryota, Metazoa, Chordata, Actinopteri, Salmoniformes, Salmonidae. The transcript is spliced from 33 exons.
AUGAUUUGGACUAUUUUAAUAUGCUAUUUCGUGACAUCUGUACUUGGGAAUAAGACAGAGGAAAGGAUACCGUUCUUUCAUGGACAUGUAUUCGAGAACUCCGAGCCGGGAUCCAAAGUAAACGGUCUCAGCAUCCCUGUGAAGCGGGUUGACGCGCAGAGAUGGUGUUCCAACUCCGGCAUGCAUCUGAAACUCUUGGGAGACGGAAGUAAAGAUUUCAAUGUAUUUGCCCACCACAAACACGGACACAUACUUCUGAAAACCUCGAUCGUCCUGGACAGAGAGGAGCGCUCCGAGUACCUGCUCAGCCUGGGUCUGUGCUGCCAAAGCUGCACCACCACUGACCUUGUGGUCGCAGAAGUUGCAUCUGUGAAAGUGGACGUUUUGGACACUAAUGACCACGAGCCAACAUUCCCUAAUGCUGAUAUAAAAAUUCAUCUGGACGACGCCACUGCUUUGCGGUCUGUGGUGUAUAAAGUGACCGCGGAGGAUACAGACCACGGGAAAAACGCUGAACUCAUUUACUUUGCUCUUCCCAAAAAUUGCAGUUUCUACGUCGUUCCAAAAACUGGAGAUGUACUGCUUGUGGACUCUAUAUUGGGUCUUACCGCCCCCAUAAAGUUUAACGUGUUUGCGAUGGACCACGGUUGGCCCUCACGGACCAGUCAGAGUAUUGAAAUAGAGAUUAAUCCCCGGCAAUGGCCAGCGGUUCGACAGCCAUCCCAGGGCGAACCGAAAAUCAGACUACCUCGGAAGUCGAGGUCCCUGCUAGAGUCGGACGAGCCGGUUGUAAUAAAUGUUUCCGAGGAUGCCAGUAUCGGUUCUGUUGUAGUGAACUUAUACCCAGUGAGGUUUCAGGCUGCCAGCUUUGAGUUGACGGAUCCCGGUGAGGACAGCUCGCCGGUCACGGUGAGUCGGGACAGCGGAGAUAUAGUAAUUACACGGCGCCUGGACCGGGAGACGGAUCCUCUCGUGGAGAUUACUGUGAAAGUUCAGGAUAAAAGAGGUCCAGACUGGUACCUGAUACGGGUGGAGCUGACGGUGACUGAUGUGAAUGACAAUGUUCCGGAAUGGACCAUGGUUCCCUCCCCCUACCUGGCAGUGGUAUCUCCCAACGCCCUGGCCGGGUCACUGGUCUACAAGCUCCACGCCCAGGACGGAGACGAGGGCAACAACGGGGAGGUGGAAUACUUCCUGUCUGAUGGUGGUGACGGGCGUUUCGAGGUGGACAGAAAGAGUGGUCAUGUCCGUACUACGGGGCUGCCACUUCAGAGGGACAAAGAGUACCUGUUGACAGUGGUGGCUGCUGACCGGCUGGGUAGCCGUAGUCCCCCGGUGGUAGUGUCAGUCAUCGCAGGAGCCAGAGCGCCACAGUUCUCCAACGCAUCCUUUACUAUUUCACUACCUGAGAACACACCAGAGAGACAGCCCUUCCUGGCAACUCCAGCCGUGUCCUUCCAGAAGCAGCCAAUCAGCUACAGCCUGCUCAUCAAUCCCAGCAGUCUGUUCAGCAUGCAGGCGGACACGGGGGAGAUCACUCUGACCAGGACCAUAGACUUUGAGAUGGACCAGCACAGCUUCCUGCUCAUGGUCAGGGCCAGCGAGGACCAGGACAGUCUGAGCAGUGCUGCUGAGGUACGUGUGAUCAUCACAGAUGAAAAUGACUGCGUUCCUGAGUUCCUGCAGUCCAUUUACAGCAAAGACAGUGUGCCGGAGACUGUAACCACAGCAACCUCUCUGUUACAAGUGUCUGCCAGUGACUGUGACUCUGACCUGAACGCCGAGUUGUCCUACUACACUCUGAGCCCAGACUUCAGCAUCUCUCCCCACGGCACCAUUUUCCCCGCAGGGCAGCUGGACUAUGAGAGGCCCAACCACCUGUAUGAGUUUGUGGUGAUGGCUGUGGACAAGGGAGAUGUGCCCCGGACAGGUACAGCCACUGUACGCAUCCGCAUGGCCAAUGUCAACGACGAGGUCCCCGAGUUCUCCCAGCAUGUCUACCGGACCUUUGUCUCAGAGGACGCUGGGCCUAACACACUGGUUGCCACGGUGCUUGCCAAGGACCCCGACGGUGAUGGAAUCACCUACAAAAUCACAAUGGGCAACGACGAAGGCAACUUUGUUAUCGACAGCCAGAAAGGUCUGAUCCGGCUGCGCUCCAGCCCACCUCCCAGACUCCAGGGGGUAGAGUACAUCCUGAACGUCACAGCGACCGAUGACAACGCCGCUGGUGGCCCCCAGGCCCUCUCGUCCACCGCCCGGGUCAUCGUCGGCGUGGACGACGUCAACAACAACAAACCUGUCUUUGGGAAGUGCCAGCAGUACCGGGAGCGGACAACGGUGCUGGAGAACCAGUCUGCGGGAACGUUCGUCCUCCAGGUCCACGCCGUGGAUGCAGACGAGGGCUCUAAUGGGAGAGUCACCUAUGGAUUCAUGCACAAAGACAGCACUGUGCCUGCCUUCAGUAUCCACCCAGACACAGGUGUGAUAGUGACGUCCAGGAAGUUUGACCGCGAGCGUCAGCGGGAGUACGCGGUGACGGUGACCGCCACGGACCAGGCAGCAGACCCCCUCAUAGGGAUCUGUCAACUCAACAUCCUCAUUCUCGACGAGAACGACAACAGCCCCAAGUUUGAGAACCUACGCUAUGAGUACUUCCUACGGGAGGACACAAUGAUUGGCACCAGUUUCCUGCGUGUGGCGGCCCAUGACGAUGACUACAGCACCAAUGCCGCCGUCUCCUACUCCAUGUCUAAAGAACAGCCAGAGUACCUGAGGGUGAACCCUCUAACCGGCUGGGUCUACGUCAACCAGCCCAUCUCACAGAGGACCUACAUCACCCGGGAAAUAGUUGCCACGGACGGGGGGAACCGGAGCAGUUCGGUGGAGCUGUCCGUCACCAUCACCAACGUGAAGAACCAGCCUCCGCAGUGGGACAGGGACAGCUUUGACGUGGUCAUCCCGGAGAAUACCGUCAGGGACACCCCCAUAGUGACUAUCAAGGCCACCUCUCCGCUGGGGGACCCUAGAGUGACCUAUAACCUGGAGGAUGGGAUGGUGCCGGAGACCAACAUGCCUGUACGCUUCUAUCUGACCCCUAACCGUGAGGACGGCUCUGCCUCCAUCCUGGUGGCUGAGCCCCUGGACUAUGAGACCACCAGGAACUUCAUACUGAGGGUCCGGGCUCAGAACGUGGCUGCAGUCCCUCUGGCUGCGUUCACUACGGUCCAUCUGAACAUCACAGACGUGAACGACAAUGUUCCCUUCUUCACUUCCUCCAUCUACGAGGCGUCGGUCACAGAGGGGGCGGCGGUGGGGACGUUUGUCACGCAGGUGUCAUCCAACGACCUGGACCUGGGACUCAACGGAAAGAUCUCCUACUCCCUGCUAAACGACCGCAGCGGGGACUACCAGUACUUCCGGAUUGAUCCUGAGCUGGGCUCCAUCUACACAGAGACCGUGUUUGACCGUGAGACCAAAGGCUCCUACCUGCUGGAGGUCAAGUCAGUGGACGGCUGGGAGUCAGCACGGCCCGGGAAACAUGGACAGCCCAACUCAGACACGGCGUACGUGAGAGUUUUCAUCAGCGAUGUGAACGACAACAAGCCUGUCUUUGCUCAGACGGUGUAUGAAGUCGACGUGGAUGAGGAUGCAGACGUGGGCUUUGCCAUCCUCACUGUCAGUGCUAAUGACGAGGAUGAAGGCGCCAAUGCUAAGCUGCGCUACCAGAUCACGUCUGGCAACACUGGCGGGGUUUUUGACGUGGAACCAGAGGUGGGCACCAUCUUCAUCGCCCAGCCUCUGGACUACGAGCGGAACAAGGGCUACAAGCUGCUGGUGCUGGCGUCGGACGGGAAGUGGGAGGACUAUGCAGAUGUGAUGGUCAACGUGGUCAACAAGAACGACGAGGCGCCAGUGUUCACGGUCAACGAGUACUACGGUUCUGUGACUGAAGAGCUGGAUGGAUCGCCUGUGUUCGUGCUUCAGGUAACUGCUACUGACCCAGAUAAGGAUGCUGACCAGGAGGCCCUGCGGUACUCCCUCCAUGGCCAGGGAGCCGAGAGCGAGUUCAUUAUUGAUGAGGUGACGGGGAAGAUCUAUGCUCAGAGGACUCUGAACCGGGAGGAGCGGGCCGUGUGGAGGUUUGUGGUCCUUGCCACAGAUGAGGGCGGCGAGGGUCUGACCGGAUUCACUGACAUCAUCAUCAACGUCUGGGACAUCAACGACAACGCGCCCAUCUUCACCUGCGCCCCCGAUUGUCAUGGCAACGUGCCGGAGAACUCUGCCCCCGGCACCUCUGUCAUGGAGAUGACGGCCACCGACCUGGAUGACUCGGCCGUGGGCCAGAACGCUGUGCUGUCCUACAGGAUUGUGGGUAAUACGGGUACAGGUGGCGGCGGCUCUGACAUGUUCAGCAUUAACCCGUCCACGGGCACCAUCUCGGUGGCAAUGAGUGGCCUGGACCGGGAGCAGGCAGAGACCUACCUGCUGAUGGUGGAGGCCAGGGACGGGGGUGGCAUGAUGGGCACGGGUACCGCCACCAUCAGGGUGACAGAUGUGAAUGACCACGCACCCAGGUUCACCAAGCGAUCCUGCCUCGCCAGGGUUCCUGAAAGCAGUGAGCCCAACGCGGUGGUGCUGGAGCUGUCUGCUGAGGACUGGGACACAGGCGAGAACGCCCAGCUCACAUUCAGUGUGGUGGCAGGAGACCCAGAGCAGAAGUUUUCCAUGGUGAGCCAACGGCAGGAGCAGCGUGGCACCUUGAGGCUGAAGAAGAGGCUGGACUACGAGAGGCCCAGUGAGCAGCGCUUCAACCUCACCCUGAAGGUCGAAGAUCUGGACUUCUCCAGCUUUAUCCACUGUGUCGUAGAGGUAGAGGACUGUAACGACCACGCACCCAUCUUCAUCGCGCUCUCCCAGCCGCCAGCGCCCCUGCCUGAGGACGUGCCCGUGGGCAGCAGCGUGGCCAGGCUGACAGCCAGCGACUCUGACUCGGGCCAAAACAAGGAGAUCACCUACAAAAUCCUCCAGGAGUCAGACCCUCUGGGCCAGUUCUCUGUAGACCAGUCUGGUCUAGUCACUGUGACCAGCGCUCUGGACAGAGAGACAGCAGCGCAACACAACCUGGUCGUCCUGGCUUCUGACCACGGCUCUCCGGCCUUGACAGGCAGCACCACCAUUCAGCUGGCCCUGCUGGACGUCAACGACAACGGGCCGGAGUUUGAGGCAACGUACGCUCCAGUGGUGUGGGAGAACGUCUCUGGUCCCCAGCUGGUCAGACUCAACCAGACUUCCACACUGCUGCGGGCCGUAGACCGAGACUCACCAGAGAACGGAUCUCCAUUCUACUUCAGCCUUCCCUUAGAGCUACACCACAGCAACGACUUCUACCUGCAGGAUAACGGAAACGGCACGGCCACCAUCACAGCCCUGAGGGCCUUCGACCGUGAGAGGCAGAAAGAGUUCCUCCUACAGAUCAUCAUGAGUGACAGCGGCCAUCCACCCAAGACGGUCACCAACACUCUGACCAUCACCAUAGGAGAUGAGAAUGACCAUGCUCACCAGGCGGGAGAGAAGGAGAUUUUUGUCAACAGUCACAGAGGGAGGAUGCCGACCACUGUCCUGGGGAAGGUCUACGCCCCGGAUCCUGAUGAUUGGGACAACAAGACCUAUACCUUUGAGGGACAUGUGCCCAAUUACUUCAUCCUGAACAAGCGGACGGGAUUCCUGAUCAUUAAGGAGAACACUCCCCCGGGCAGCUACGAGUUGCAGGUGUGUGUGUCAGACGGCGUGUGGCCAGACGCCGUCUCCGGGGUAACAGUGUAUGUGAGGGAGCUGCGUGAUGAGGCCAUCUACAAUUCUGGAUCCCUGCGCCUGGCAGACGUCACAGCGAAGGAGUUUAUUGAGCAGCAUGGUAGCUUGAGGAGUCGCUAUGAACUGCUGGUGGACUUCCUGUCAGAGAUGUUGGCGGUGGGCGUUGAUGACAUCAACGUCUUCAGCCUGAUGGACGUCAGGGAGAGGACACUGGACGUGCGCUUCGCAGUGCACAGCAGUCCCUUCCUCAGAGCAGAGAGACUACACGGAUACCUCGCUGCUCACAAACAAAAGCUGCAGUCGUUCCUGCAAGUGAACAUCAGCCAGGUACAUGUGGAUGAGUGUGCCAACACCGACUGUGGCGGCAGCGGCGGCUGCUCCAACGUGCUGAGCGUCAGCGACACGCCCACUGUGGUGGAUUCUGGGAGCCUGUCACUGGUGUCCGUGACGGUGGAAUCCACGGCAGUAUGCAGCUGCUCCGGUAGAGAACACGUCCACAAGAUCUGUUCCUCCUAUCCCAGAAACCCCUGCUUCAACGGGGGCAUCUGUGUCGACACUCAGAGCGGGUACAGAUGCCAGUGCCCUGCGCAGUUCGAGGGGCCAGAGUGCCAGCAGACCAAACACAGUUUCCAUGGCAACGGCUAUGCCUGGUUUCCUCCCAUAAGGCCUUGCUUCGAGAGCCGUCUCUCCCUGGAGUUCAUCACAGAGGUUGCAGAUGGUCUGCUGCUCUACAGCGGGCCCCUGGCCCAGCUACAGCCAUGGGACCUUGAGGACUUCAUGGCCAUAGAGCUGAUCGAUGGCACUCCCACACUCAAGAUAAACCAUGGCUCGGGCACACUGGUCUUGCAGUUGCCAGGCAACGUGAACGUGGCGGACAGACGGUGGCACCGUCUGGAUGUGAGGAGCAACAGUAAGGAGGUACGCUUCACACUGGACCGCUGUGCCGGGGCCACCGUCAUGGAAAUGGAGGGAGUGGGCAGCUGGCUGACCACAGAGGACCACUCAUCCUGCGAGGUCACUGGGGUUACGCCCAACCUGGACAGGCACCUGAACGGGACCCAGGUGUUACAGCUGGGUGGAGUCAAUGAGGACCUGCCCUAUGUCUACCCGCAGUUACAACACAAACACUUUACUGGCUGCAUCAGGAACCUCGUUGUGGACAGCAAGUUCUAUGACUUGGGCACUCCAGCUGACUCUGUGGGCAGCUCCCCAGGCUGUCUGACUACGGAUGGGAGCUGUGUCAACGUGGGCAUACCCUCCUGUGGCCCUCGGGGGCGCUGCCAUGGAGAGUGGGGCUCCUUCAGCUGCCAGUGCAUACCGGGGUACACUGGGAAUCAGUGUGAGCACGAAGUUCCAGAGUAUUCCUUUGAUGGGCGGAGUCAUGUUCAUUACCAGUUGGCAUCUCCUCUGCCAGCCCGGCGGACCCAGGUACAGGUUCUGGUCCGGACCCGCAAACAUGGUAGUGCCAUCCUCAGCCUACUGUCCAAGGAACAGACUGAAUACCUGCGCUUAGAGAUCUACCAGGGCCUACUGGCUGUCUUCUAUAACCUAGGAGAUGGAGACUACAACCUGACACUGCCCUCCUAUCGCCUUGACAAUGGCGAGUGGCACGAGGUCUACCUGGAUCGCAACGACAACGAGUUGACCCUGCGUCUGGACGGGGGCGGGGGCAGACGGGAGACCAGUGCAGCUCCAAGCCGGAGCCGGGAGAUCAUCACCGACCCUGCGGUGGUGAUGCUGGGAAACGCCUUCCCCUCAGGCUCCAACAAGAGCUUCCAGGGUUGCAUUCGGGACCUGAGGCUGAACGGUCGAUACGUGCCUCUGGAUGGCCAGUCCAGAGACGGGGUCUCCGUGGUCAGUUCCCAGGGGCUCUCCUUGGGCUGCUCCUCCGACUCCUGCAAGAGGAACCAAUGUAGCCCCCCCUUCACCUGCGUUGACCUCUGGAGAGUCCAUGAGUGCAGGUGCCCCCCUGGCCACAUGGUGAAGCUGAAUGGUACGGGGAAGUUCUGCAUCUACACCCUGUGUGCCAGUCGGCCGUGCCACCGGGGCACAUGCCUGGCACAAUCGCCCUCCAAGUUCACGUGCCACUGCCCCGAGGGCUACCGGGGGCGCCACUGCGAGGUGGCGCUGGCCAUCUACCGAGACGACGUGGGACUGAGCUUCAGCUCCCUGUUCGCCAUUUGCAUCUGCUUCAUGGCUCUGCUAGUGCUGCUACUGGGCAUCUUCCUGUACACCCGCUGGCGCAGCUACAAGGGCCUAAAGGAGGGCGUUUACCACGUGUCAGCUCACCAUGACGGCUGGGAGGACAUUAGAGAGAACGUGCUCAACUACGAUGAAGAAGGAGGAGGAGAGGAGGACCAAAAUGCAUAUGAUAUGGCCGAGCUACAGAAGUCUCUCCAGCCCAGUCCGGCCCAGUCUGUCCAGUACACCCGCUCCAGGGCCAUCCACCAACAUCACCACACCCAGCACCAACAGCCCCAGGACACUCUUAGCAGGUUGGGCGCCAGCACCGCCCCUUCCUCCUUCACCACCACCCUGCGGAGGGAUGUGCCCCCCACCAGGUCCCUCGCCCAGGGCCAGAGCAGGCCCCUCCUGCUGGCCAGAAAGAGCCUGUCCUUCUCCAGCCAGGACCUGGCCCGCUACCUGUGUGAGAUCAUCCGGGACGCUGACCAGGCCCCAGAGUCGGCCCCCUUCGACUCCCUGCAGGUGUUCUCCACGGAGGGGGGAGGCUCGCUGGCCGGGUCCCUCAGCUCCUUCAGCUCAGCCGGGCUGGAGGAGGACACGGCUAGGGGCCAAGACUCCCUGAAGGAUUGGGGCCCACGUUUCGAGAAACUCAAAGCCCUCUACGAGAAGACCGAGGCCAGCGACCUCUGAACGCUGAGGGAGACAGACCAAGCUACCGUGCUGCAGAGACCACCAAACAGCAGGAAACUACAGAGCUACAGUAAACUAAUUGGACGCAUAGGAGGAGAGAGAGAAGUUCAGGAAGGAGAGAGAGACUGAUGGAGAGCUUGGCCUCUCUCCUCUUGGAGUGACUUGUUCUCCACAGGGUUUUUUUCUCUAAACGGGCCUAGAGCGAGGCUGAGGCUGGGACUGAUGUUAACCUAACCAGGCCUAUAACUGAGACUCACUGUUCACUGGAUAAUGGGAGCUGCCAAUCAAUGACAUGGACAGAUUAAUUAUGGCACUUACCGAGCAUGGCACACAGACCUAUUGCAGUGGCUUGCUGUUGACAAUAAUUUGGGUGAAAAUGUUAUUAUAUUUGUCAGUGAAAUGAAUUGCGAGGAUUGCCUCGCACCUCUUGGCCCUUGAUAUAGCAUAUUCUGUUCUCUAUGUCUGUGAUACAUCAGUGUUUUGAAAAACUGCUUAGACAUUUGAUACAGGAAUAGUUUUUUCUGUGGCCUUCCAGUGGGCUCUCUUUCCAAAAUCUCUUUGCUGGGUGUGCAGUCACAGUUAACAGUUGUGCUCGUAUGUUAUAUCCUAAACUUCUCCUUCCUUGAUUUGGUUUUCUAUUCACUUCACUCUCCCCUCCAUUCAUUUAUAUUCACCGGAGGGAGAGAGCUCAGAAAUCAAGCCGGAGAGAAGAAAAGGAAAGGACAGAGGAGCUGAGGAAAGGGCCUUUUCUGUUUCUCAGCUUUAACCUUCUUUCUCAGGAAUACCAAACAUUCUGAACACCACCGUUGCAGCACAGAACCAUGCUAUGAAUACAAAUGACAAAUUCACCGUGAAUGGCGGUCCAAGGUGAAAAAAGUGCAGAGAGGGUCGCGCCGAAGCCUCCUAUAGAAUUGACAGUGGACACCCGCUGACCAUCGCUGCUGUUGCCAUGGCGUUGUGAUAGUGGAGGCAGCUAUAGUUGACUGUGUUCACUGAUAUAUGUCUGGAAGGGAGUGUUUGCCAGUUGUGUUAAAGGGGUGGUGGGGGCGUUCACAGUAAACAGUAUGAGCCCAGUAGAUUGAACGAUCAAAGGGAAAUGAUCCAGCUACAUGGGUAGUCACACUAAGGAUCUCACCCAGUGGGGUUCAGCUAUUUAUCUUCCCCAAAGCUGGAGGAUGAUGCCCCCACAAACAGUUCCCCCCUAUCAUAUAAACCAGGACCAAUCUGCCCAAACUAAAAACCCUUCAGAAGUCAGCGUUCACUGCAUUUGUGUUGUUCACCUCUGCUUUGAGAGAGUGGAGAGUGGAGGUGAAAUUAGCCAAAGAAUGCAGGGAGGAAGAGUGGAAAGGAGGGAAGGUUUGUGCUGAUUCAAAGCACCUCCGGGACUCUGAGUUAAAUGUGCUUGUGUGAGGAGCUGUGAAGCUCCAUGGGGAGUAGAGAAGGGGAGAGGGAAAGGGUUUUGGAAAUGGUUUGUUGCACAGCAAAUGGAAUAAAUAAGUAAUGUUACCUUCCUCUGCGAUAGACUAAACACCAACAUUGUAUUUCAUGUAUUUCAAGGUAGCAUCAGCACACCCUUCUCAUUAUUUUGAUUUACUUAAAAAAAAACAAAUCAGUGCAGAAACGCUGCAUGUUAAGCGUGACGGUACAACAGUAAAGGGUAGGAGUGUGUUAAAAACACAUCAGCGCACUAAUCCUAAUGGGAGUUGAAGGCAGAGCUGUCAUGCUGUAAACCAAAGGAUCAUGGGAGUUUUAAAAGUCGAUUGAGAAGUCGACAUUCUGAUUACGGAUUUCAAACGUGCCAAUUUUCUGAAGGCAGCAAGAACGUGAGUUUAAAAUAGGAUAUAGGGAGGUGAGGGAACGGAACGCUGCCGGAAUGCAAUGCUUUUUCAUAGGCAUCAAAAGCUCCUCAAGGGAUGGAGUUUUGAUUCAUCCUCCGAGCACGGUUGGCCAGGAACCUGGCUUAUAGAGGAGCUAGUAAAAAAUAAUGAUUAAAAUGUGAAGAUUGUGUUUGGGAUUCACAGGAUUUCUCUCUGGGUUGCAGAGAAAAGAUUCUACUUUAAUUUGUAUCAUAAAUGGCUUCAACAUUGUCUAAUGGAUACAAACAUAUUGUGGAAUUUUAUGUUUUUACCUCAUUUGUAUAUAGGAAGAUAAAGUCAUUGCUUUUUUUAAUGUGUCAAUGGAAGAACUAUGGAUCACGUACUGCUUCUUUAAGAAAAAGUGAACUUAUCUUUUUUUUUUAUCAUUAUCAUGACCGGCUUUGAAUAUAGAUAUCUUGGUGUUUUGUAUUUGCAUCAAUCUUUUUUCUCAAUAAAGAUGAACUUAUUUGAAAUCAGUGAUUGUCCUGAUUGUUUGCAUUAAGCAUGAUGUGAGUUUAUAGCAGGGUUCCCCAAAUGGUGGCCCGCAGGCUGAAUUUGGCCCGCACGUGGUUUUAUUUUUGUGCUCCAAGUUUUCUGAGCAAAAAUGUCAUUGUUUUAACAUUAAAAAAAACUAUAAGAACA